Striga asiatica is the source of this 1232-nucleotide messenger RNA. The record is from the annotation of a GenBank genome assembly. NCBI's taxonomy places the organism in Eukaryota, Viridiplantae, Streptophyta, Magnoliopsida, Lamiales, Orobanchaceae.
CAAAUAUUUUUUCCUUAUAUAUAUCAACUGACAUUCACUCAUCAUAUGUCCUAGAGAAAAAUUCUUCACUCACCCACCACUCUUAUUUUCCCCCACACAUUCGAUUCCGCCAUGGGCGCUACCGAGAACGGCUCAUCAGCUCAGUCUCUCAAGUUCCUGAUCUACGGCCGCACGGGCUGGAUAGGCGGUCUUCUGGGCAAGCUCUGCGAAGCCCAGAACAUCGACUACGUCUACGGGUCGGGGCGGCUGGAGAACCGGGCCUCGCUGGAGGCCGACAUCUCCUCGGCCCGGCCCACGCACGUGUUCAACGCCGCCGGCGUGACGGGGCGGCCCAACGUCGACUGGUGCGAGUCCCACAAGGUGGAAACGAUCCGAACCAACGUUGUCGGCACGCUGACGCUCGCCGACGUGUGCCGGGAGAAGUCUCUGGUGCUGGUUAAUUACGCGACGGGCUGUAUCUUUGAGUACGACGCCGGACAUCCGCUCGGUUCGGGUGUCGGGUUCAAGGAGGAGGACACGCCCAAUUUCAUCGGAUCCUUUUAUUCCAAGACCAAAGCUAUGGUUGAGGAUUUACUGAAUAAUUACGAGAAUGUCUGCACACUGCGGGUCCGGAUGCCCAUCUCGUCCGAUCUAUCAAAUCCUCGUAAUUUCAUCACAAAGAUCACAAGGUACGAGAAGGUGGUGGACAUCCCCAACUCCAUGACCAUCUUAGAUGAGCUUCUCCCCAUAUCCAUCGAGAUGGCUAAGAGAAACCUCACUGGGAUAUGGAACUUCACAAACCCAGGAGUCGUGAGCCAUAACGAGAUUCUGGAAAUGUACCGUGAGUACAUAGAUCCUAAUUUCACUUGGGCCAACUUCACUCUCGAGGAGCAGGCUAAGGUGAUUGUUGCCCCCAGGAGUAACAAUGAGCUCGAUGCCUCCAAACUGAAGAAGGAAUUUCCCGAACUCUUGCCCAUUAAGGAAUCCCUCGUGCAAUAUGUGUUCAAGCCAAACCGAAAGACUCCGGUGGUUUGAGAGUCCGAGAGUUUCAUGAGUUGAAUGGGUGAUGUUAGUUUUUACCUGUUGCCAUGUUUGUUCCAUUUACAACAGAGUUGCUUUGUUUUUGUUUAUUUUUCUUGUUGUAUGAAAGGUACCACUGAUUAAGUGAAAAAAAGUUUCAAUUGCAUUUUGGUUAUUAUUUACAUCAUCUAUGUUAUAGUUUACCAUGUACAAGCAUUUGUGUUUACUUGAAG